This is a messenger RNA of Brassica oleracea var. oleracea, 1206 nucleotides long. Its product is annotated as U-box domain-containing protein 33-like. The record is from RefSeq and is a predicted model, not a curated record. The transcript has 6 exons. Bases 180 to 1034 code for a protein of 284 amino acids. Lineage: Eukaryota; Viridiplantae; Streptophyta; Magnoliopsida; Brassicales; Brassicaceae.
UCCAGAUGGAAUAUCCGAAAGAACAGAGCAACACAAGAAAGGGUAGACACAUGCUUCCAUCGGAUCUUUUCUUUCUUGAUUCCCAAAUAUAUCUGAACAUUUGGGAAGAAGGUAAAAAAAUAAGUCUCUUGUCUUAAACGAACCAGUCUCAAAAUUUUACAACACUUUUCCCCAGAAGUAUGGAGUUUCAGGGAGCAAGAGAGAACAACAUGGAGGAGGAGGAGGAAGCAGCAGAGGAGAGAAUAUAUGUUGCUGUAGGGAACGAAACUGCCAAGAACAGGUCAAAUCUCACAUGGGCUAUAGAUAACUCUGAAGGAAGCAAGAUCUGUAUCGUUCUUAUUCACCAACCUGCUCAAAUGAUUCCUGUUUUGGGUACCAAAUUUCAUGCUGCAACGGUAGAUGAAGAGUUAGUGAGAGCAUACAGAGAAAAAGAAAAGGCCAACACAGACAAGAUUCUUGAUGAGUACCUUAGAAUUUGCCUGCAGAAAAGGGUCCACGCAGAGAAGCUGUGCGUUGAAAUGGACUCGAUAGAGAAGGGAAUAGUGCAGAUGAUUUCUCAGAACAGAGUCAAGAAGUUUGUAAUGGGAGCAGCUGCAGACAAACACUAUUCAACGAAAAUGGUGAAUUUGAGAUCGAGGAAAGCCAUCUUUGUCUGCCAACAAGCAUCCGUGACUUGUCACAUUCGGUUUGUCUGCAAAGGACAUCUCAUCCAUACAAGGGAACCUAUAAUAAAUGAAGUCCAAGCCCUCUUAUCUAGCGAGGUGGAGGAAGGAGAAGAAGAAGAGGAGAGAAUAUCAAGAACCAGCUCAUGUCGGUCAGCUAGUACAUCGUCAUACUAUGGAGGAUCUGAAGCUUCAUCAAGUAUAGAUAUAGAUGAAGUUUCAUCAAUUAUAACGGAAGAGACAUUAUCAAACCACUCACCUCCUCCCUCUUUACCUUGCAGCGGGAUGGGACUAGGCAUGAUAACCUUCCUGAUCAACUCCACCAAACUCUUGCAUAGGCUUGCCAUCCAAAACCAAAAGCAGCCUGAGUAACCCCACCCUUACCUGAAAAGGUGCAAAGAUCUUGAUCAUAUGUGUAAAUACGACGUAUGUAGUAUUUGUACAGCCCAUUCGCGUUAGAUGAAGCUGAUGAUCAUGUUAUGGGAGACUUGUGAUGCUAAAGACGUUUCUUCAUAUUUAUAACAUGCAGUUCACCUUUAUUUUA